Molecule: messenger RNA, 387 nt
Organism: Geodia barretti
Lineage: Eukaryota; Metazoa; Porifera; Demospongiae; Tetractinellida; Geodiidae
Source: the annotation of a GenBank genome assembly
AUGCCAAAAAUGAAGCCUACCAAUAACCAAUCUAUCUAUGUCGUUGCCAUCUGUGGAAGCCUGCGGGAGGGGAGUUCAACGCAUGCUGCGCUCCAAAUCGCACUUUCUGGCGCGAAAGAUUCGGGUGCCGAGGUUGAAUUGCUUCAACUGAGUGAGUAUGAACUCGUUUUUCAAGGCUCUGUCGCUAACGAAGAUGACUAUCCUGCUGGUGUGUUCAAACUCCGGGAAAAGGUGAAACGCGCACACGGCAUACUUCUCGGUUCUCCUGAGUACCAUGGCAGCUUCAGCGGUGUCCUUAAAAGUGCACUCGAUCUCAUGGGCUUUGAUGAUUUGAGCAUAAGGUCGUCGGACUCAUCGGUGUCUCCGGUGGACGGAUGGGAGCCGUAA